AACAAAACAAGACAACAAAUUGAUGCACAUGUCACCGACGGCGCACGAUAGCUUUCCUCCGCCAUGGAUCCUUCUGAAUCUGAAUCACUACCGGCGAGCUCUUCUCCGAUCAACUCCGCCUCCGCCUCCGCGGUCGAAGAUCCUCUCUCGAGUCCGUACGCCUCUCUGAACUCUCACUGCCACGACCUCUCCACGCUGCAGGACCUCGCCUGCCGCGGCGCGUGGCGGACGAUCCUGGACAAGGUAGCGCGCUCGCGCUCGCUUUCCCUCCUUUCUCGGCCGCACGAGCAUCUAAUUUACCUCACUUUCAACGUCCUCGCCCUGGUCAAGCUCCGCCGCUUCGCCGACGCGCAGCAGGAGUUCGAAACCCUAGAUGACGAUCUCGGAUCGAAGCAAUACCAGUUCGAGUCGUUUCCGGAUCAGUACCCGAACAACAAGUCCGGAUCUAUGGUUCCGUUCGCGCUCCGUUGGCUGCACGCGCACUUGCCGUUUACGCUAGGUGAUCGCCAAUUAUCUCUCGAUCGCCUUUACGUUCUCCUGCAUUUCAUUCGCGACACGAAAUUGUCGCGCAAUCGCGAUUCGGUUACUGAAAUCUCGAUCGAUCUGUGGAGGAAGCGUGAAACGUUUGUGAUCAAUUCUAUUGUGAGUCACCAUUUGACUCUGAAGGAAUUUAAGGUGUGUCUCUAUUUGUUGAAAUCGGAGACUAGUAAACUUGAGGAUCCGUUCAUGGUGUCGAAAUUAGGUUACGUUCAGAUGCAAUACGGCGAUUUGGAAGGGGCUAAACGGAGCUUUGAAUUGGUUGAGAAAAUGGUGGAGAAGAGUGAGGGUGGGGAUGCGAAUUCGAAUUCGAAUUCGAAUUUGAAGAAUUUGGUAGGUAGGAAUAAGGCAUUGACAUAUUUGGUUGGGAAGGAUUAUGUAUCAGCUGUGAGGGAGUAUGAGGCGUGUAUGGAGAGGGAUGCAUCCGAUUUUGUGGCGAUCAACAACAAAGCUCUUUGUUUGAUGUAUUUGAGGGAUUUGUCGGACUCGAUUAAGGUGCUGGAGAGCGCGCUGGAGAGGGUUCCGACUGUGGCGUUGAAUGAGACACUUGUUGUGAAUCUGUGUAGUAUGUAUGAGCUGGCUUAUGUGAAUCAUGCUGAUAUAAAGAAGACACUUAGUACUUGGAUUGCGAGAGUGGCUCCUGACGACUUUGAUACCUCGUGUACCAGGAUUUGAGCAGGUUUUCGUCACAGGUCUGCUUAGUUGUAAGAUUAAUUCAAAAUGCUUAGUUGUAUGAUUAUAAUUAAUCUGGAAAUUCUUGGGGAACACAAAUUUCAAGUGAUUGUCGUAUUCAGAUGCUAAUGCGAGUUACUUCAGUCACAACUCACAAACAUUGUUUGCUUGAAAAUGAUCAAAUUCUGCGUUGCAAUUGAGAUUUGAGGUGCCGAAAAAUUUGAAAUGCACUGGCUUUCUCUGCAUUUGAUAUGUGUAGCUGUUCUUUGUUCUGUGUGGCAUGGAUUUUUUGCUCGAAUCACUAGUCUUUAUUCAUGAUGAUGACGAUUGUUUUUCUUGUCUAUGAUUGUGGAGGAACUGUGAUGCUUGUGACUGUACAUGAUUCUGUAUAUGUAAGUGGAGGAUUAUGCAUAAUCUGGAAAUUCUUCCGGAACACAAAUUUCGUGUGACGGUUGUAUUCAUAUGCCAAUGCAAUUUGUUUCAGUCACAAGCAUGAUUUGGUAAUUGCUACUACAUUCAUUUUCGUGCCUACCUGUUCUUGUCGUAGAAUCACAUACUGUAGCAAGAGUACUUUUACCUUCACGAUUCACUAGUGUCCAUCAACGUAUAUUGUAGACGCAGUUGCUAGCAUUGCAUACUAUACAUCCGUCGUGCCCAGCUUGAGGCGCGAGUUCUCUCUAUUCUCUGACAUUAUCCACCUAAAAUGGAGCAACGGAGUAAGCUUUUGCUUAAAAGGAUUCCAUUUUGGCUGUUUCUUUGUCUUGCUUGUUUUAGCUUGACAUGCCUAUAACUGUAAUAUAUUUUCCGAGGGAUUGUUUGGAUGAGGAUAUGAGACUUUAAUUGUGAAAUGUGAAAUGUGAAAUGUGAGUAUAUUUUUUGCUUA
Molecule: messenger RNA, 2092 nt
Organism: Salvia splendens (bonfire salvia)
Lineage: Eukaryota; Viridiplantae; Streptophyta; Magnoliopsida; Lamiales; Lamiaceae
Product: trafficking protein particle complex subunit 12-like
Exons: 2
Coding region: 64-1212 (382 amino acids)
Molecular function (GO): protein binding
Source: RefSeq, a predicted model, not a curated record